AGUCUAUCUAUGAGUCUAUUCCGGGCACACCUUGUCUUUUAUCGGUGUGCUCUAAAUCUAAAUUCAUCUUAUAAUUUUGGUUUCUUAGUUGCAAUGACCUUUGUACUCCAAAUAAUUACAGGUAUCACUCUAGCGUUUAGAUAUACUUCUGAAGCAUCUUGUGCAUUUGCUAGCGUUCAACAUCUAGUUAGAGAAGUAGCAGCAGGAUGGGAAUUUAGGAUGUUGCAUGCUACAACAGCCUCUUUUGUAUUCUUGUGUAUUUUAAUUCACAUGACUCGAGGAUUGUAUAACUGGAGUUAUAGUUAUUUAACUACCGCUUGGAUGUCUGGUUUAGUUUUAUAUUUACUUACUAUAGCCACUGCCUUCCUCGGAUAUGUACUACCAUGGGGACAAAUGAGUUUCUGGGGUGCUACAGUCAUUACAAACCUCCUUUCUCCAAUACCAUAUUUGGUACCUUGGCUACUUGGAGGUUACUACGUAUCUGAUGUAACAUUAAAACGAUUCUUUGUAUUACAUUUUAUCUUGCCUUUUAUUGGUUGUAUUAUAAUAGUUUUACAUAUCUUCUAUUUACAUUUAAAUGGUUCUAGCAAUCCUGCAGGUAUUGAUACCGCGCUUAAAGUUGCCUUUUAUCCUCAUAUGUUAAUGACAGAUGCUAAAUGUCUAUCCUAUUUAAUUGGAUUAAUCUUCUUACAAGCGGCUUUUGGUUUGAUGGAACUAUCACAUCCAGAUAACUCAAUACCAGUCAACCGGUUCGUAACACCACUUCAUAUCGUACCUGAAUGGUAUUUCUAG
Molecule: messenger RNA, 792 nt
Organism: Toxoplasma gondii ME49
Lineage: Eukaryota; Apicomplexa; Conoidasida; Eucoccidiorida; Sarcocystidae
Product: apocytochrome b, putative
Exons: 1
Coding region: 10-792 (260 amino acids)
Biological process (GO): mitochondrial electron transport, ubiquinol to cytochrome c
Cellular component (GO): membrane
Molecular function (GO): electron transfer activity
Source: RefSeq, a predicted model, not a curated record